UCAUCACUAAAUUCGUCCGAGGUGCCAGAGAAGUGGAGGUGGAUGCAGUGGCCAAAAUGGGCAAGGUGCUGGUUCAUGCUAUCACAGAGCAUGUGGAGGAUGCAGGAGUGCACUCAGGAGACGCCACACUCAUACUGCCCACCCAGACCAUCAGCCAGGGAGCUCUGGAGAAGGUGAAAACUGCUACACAGAAAAUUGCAAAGGCGUUUGAGAUUUCAGGGCCAUUUAACACUCAAUUUUUGGUGAAGGGCAAUGAUGUAAUGGUGAUCGAGUGUAACCUGCGUGCAUCUCGAUCUUUCCCUUUCGUCUCUAAAACUAUUGGUGUGGACUUCAUCGAUGUGGCUACAAGGGUCAUGGUGGGUGAGUCACUGGACGAGUCUCGUCUGCCCUCCCUAGAAAACCCAAUCAUUCCAGUCAACUAUGUUGGCAUUAAGGCUCCUAUGUUUUCCUGGCCUCGCUUGAGAGAAGCUGACCCUGUCCUGCGUUGUGAGAUGGCCUCCACCGGAGAGGUGGCAUGCUUUGGACCAAACAUCUACUCUGCCUUCCUGAAGGCCAUGCUCUCUACAGGAUUCAAGCUUCCCCAGAAGGGGAUUCUCAUUGGGAUUCAACAUUCAUUCAGGCCUAACUUCAUGUCCACUGCUCAUCAGCUUCACGAGGAGGGCUUUAAGCUCUUUGCCACAGAGGGUACAUCAGCUUGGCUCAAUGCUAAUGAUGUUCAAACAAUCCCUGUUGCUUGGCCGAGCCAUGAAACCAAAAAUACAACCUUACCCAGCAUAAGCAGACUUCUCAGUGAAGGACACAUUGACCUUGUGGUCAACUUACCUAAUAACAACACCAAGUUUCUUAAGGACAACUUCCAGAUCCGCAGAAUGGCGGUGGACUACGGAGUACCACUUAUAACAAACUUCCAGGUUGUAAAGCUGUUUGCAGAAGCUAUCAGGUAUUCCAGCGAUUUAGACGCCACCAGCCUGUUCCACUACCGCCAACGUGAGCCCAGACUGUCGGAGAGCUCUGCUGCAUGGUUAACUUGUAACCUCUAAAACAGGAGACUCCGCUCAAAAGUUAGCCAGGUGGUGUUAUCUAUCAUGGGCCAACUGAACAGUUACAAUCGGUUUUACAAUCAUAAAUCGAACUAGACAGGGCUCAACAGUAAAGGCCCAUUCACACCAAGAAAGAUAACUAUGAUGAUUAGGCCUAUAUUAGCUUC
Molecule: messenger RNA, 1207 nt
Organism: Sinocyclocheilus grahami
Lineage: Eukaryota; Metazoa; Chordata; Actinopteri; Cypriniformes; Cyprinidae
Product: carbamoyl-phosphate synthase [ammonia], mitochondrial-like
Exons: 10
Coding region: 57-1040 (327 amino acids)
Biological process (GO): L-glutamine metabolic process
Cellular component (GO): cytoplasm
Molecular function (GO): metal ion binding; ATP binding; carbamoyl-phosphate synthase (glutamine-hydrolyzing) activity
Source: RefSeq, a predicted model, not a curated record